GUUGCAGCCCCCGCCGGCUACUUUCUUCGGGGCCCUGGAGCCGGGGAACCCGGUGAUCGACAGCUUCGAGUCGGAGCUGCGGGACUUCCUGGGCUUCAUGCGCCGGCUGCGGAGCGUGGGGACGGCCGCGCCGCGGGGGCAGGAGCUGCACAGACGCGGAGCAAACACUUUGUUUAAUAUUUGGAUCAAGUAUAAGCCUCGACUGCCAGAUUGGUAUUACAAUGAAAAACUUCUGAAAGUUGGUGACCUCCUUAUUCAGAUCAAAGAAUAUAAGCUAGCACUUCUACAGUGCUACGGACGGUAUCUUCAGCAGUCCAGUUCAAUAAACCUUGACGAGGUAAUAGCAGAUGUGAAUCAGUUUAAGUCCGUGUUUUUUCCAAAUGGUUUUGGUGAUAAAAGCGCUGCACUUACGUUCCAUGCUUUGCAAGGAAGGAAUAUUUGCAUUUAUCAGAUGUUAUGCAUCAGUGAUAGAAAUCUCCAGAAUCGAGAAUCUCUGCAGAUGUGUUUCAAUAUCUUGUCCUCCUUACGACUCAUUAUGCAGGUGGCUCUACCUCAGGAGCAUUUGUGUUGGCUUAUCUAUAAUGGUACAGUUUAUAUAUACACCAUAUGCAGACGUUUGAUGAGCCUAGGUCAGUCUGCUAAGGUGCUGGAAUACCUAUUGUGGGCCAGCAUAUGUAUGGAAUCAUCAGUCCCACUUUUAGCUGUACACUAUUUGACAUGGAGAACCACCCUUUACACUGCAGUUUGUUAUUGUUAUUAUGAUUGCCAAGCCAGCAUCCAUGGAGAGGUAUUUGCUCGCCGUGGUCUGAGUAAAAUUGAUGAACUAAAGCAAUUGGAAAGCAUGAGUUCUUCACCACAAAAUUCAGAAACAAAAAAAGUUUUUAGAGAGGCCACUAUAAAGAUGGCAGUAAUGGUUUUCAAGAGAGCAGUAUAUGAAUCCAGAAGAAAGCCCAAAGGAUUUUUUCGACCAAAAUUAAGGGUUAAUCUAAAGGAAGCACAAAAUUUGCCAUGGCCUCGUACUGUUACAGAACGGCUGCUGACAGAGAUGUUUGAUGGCACUGCAGCCCAUUUCCUUGCCAUCCUAGAAGCUCUCUCUGAUAGUAAUAGACAAGCGUUGCGCCCUGCUCCACCUGUUCCCGAUGAAACUGAGAUUCGAGAUGUGGUUUCAGAGCUUUUUUUUGCAGGCAUGGAUAUCCUGGCAGGUGGCGGCAGCUUUGCUAGUACACAAGGAAGUUAUUGUACUGAGUCUUCUGGUGUAAUAAGUGCAUCAUCGACACUUCUGCAGCUUAUAUUAAUGGGGAAAAAUGGUGUUUCUGGAGAAGCUGCUAUGAAGUUUAUAAAGUUAGCUUUCAGCUAUGAAGAGUGGGAUGUAUUUGAUUCUACUAUUGGACUGAUUGCUAAUUUUCUUCAGAAUCAAGAUGAUCCAAUAUGGAAGAAAGCAGAAAUGGAACUCAGGCUUAUUAUUGCGAUGCAACCUCUAGUGUCUACAAGAAGAUCUAAACAUGGCCUCUCUGUCCAGGAAAAUAUUUUUAAGGAAGCCACGAUAUCUCGCAGUUCUGGAAGAAGAACAAUAGCACUUCAAGAAGGAUCCCUAAAGCCUGGAGACCCUUCUGAUGAUCUUGUCACUUUGGCAACCACAGUGUUUUCCUGCGUAUGUACAUCUAAGCAGACUCUCCAGCCAGAUAAAGAAAUACUUGUUGAUAUAGUAAUGUUUCUGUGGCAGAAGUGCAAAGUGGGAGUUCAGCGGAUCCAAAUGAGUGGAAGUGCCUGCUUAAAAUAUAUCUACAAAUUCAAAGCUUACAAAUGGGUUCACAUACUUUGGAUAAUAAAUGAAGUAAUUCACAGCAGUAACAUAGUAGAUGCUAAUGUGGUAGUACUUGCAGAGGUCACAUUACGUCUGACUGCAAUAUUGGAGAACAUAGCUGACUGUGCAAAUAAAUCAGCAAAAACAGGAGAAAGAAGUGAAUCAGUAUUACCUUCACAAACUCAUAUCUGUGACAUUCCUGAAAUACUGAAGAAAAGCCCUGCAGAACAGUUACAUUUUGCUUAUGAAAAUCUUGAAAAAGCAAUUAAUGGAAUGAACACGUCUCGCUUAAUGACCAUUUUACCAGAUGGAAAAUCAGUACUUGACACCUAUUGUACAAAGAAGAAUUCAAAUGGCCAAAAUCUGAAUGCUUCUUCAGCAUAUGGUGAUGAUAAGCAAGCCCCAGGAAACAAUUUUGUGAUGGAUUUACACUUGGAGCUUAUUCAGGCUCAACACAGAGUUGCUGUGAAACUUCUUAACAUGAAACAAGGUGUUCAAAUGAAUGGCAAAAAUCUCAAGUCUACCAAGUCUCCUGGGAAAGAUGUAAAUUGCCUUAAUCUCUUCACAGAAUCAGAUAUAAUGAAUAAAAUAAAAAAGAAUAAGUUAUCCAAAGCUAUCUUCCUGAUGCAAAAGGCUAUAUUGAUGUUCCCUAAAGGCUCAGCCAGUUCUUUCCAAAAGCACCUCCUUGAGGAAGCAUUAGCUUUAAUUCAGAAGGUUGAAGCUGAACAAAAUGCAUUGUACUCCAGUCUGAAACAAGCUAUGACUAGCAAGAAAAACAGAAUCCCCCCUCCUCCUCUGUUGCUUUCCAGAUCACAUUGCUCCAUGACAUUUAAACCAGCCCCAUUCACCUCAGAUGUUCAGGUUUCAUGGUACAGUAUUUUGGGCUGUGUAGCAGCAGGAAGCAAUUUAAAAGUAAGAUUAAAUAAUCAUCAUCUUCCAAAUGCAGGAGAAGAGAUACCAGCUGAUGGAAAAAGUCUUUUGGAAAUAAAAGGCUUAGAUCCCAAUGAAAAGUACAUAUUUGCAGUUGCAGCAUAUUCCUCGGAUGGAAAGCUUAUUGGUGAUGCCAUUGGGGAAACAACUAAACCAAUCCUUGCUUAUCCACCACUUUCUGCUACUACUGCUCGAGCAUACCUGACUCAGAUUGCCUAUCAGACAGAUAACUAUACAUUAGCCAAAAAAGCAUUUUCACCACUUUGGGACUAUUUUGUCUUGCCUCCUUCAACACCAUCUGCUGAUCCUGCAGUUAUUUCUGCAAGCAACAAUUUGACUAUAUCUCAGAACAGAUUAUGUCUUGAUGCUGUAUCUCAGACUUCUCCAAUCCUCUUGCACCUCUUUCUUAGGAGCAUUUUUAUUAUUAAUGAGAUUAAUGUUAAGGAAGGAGCACUCUUCUGUGAUUCCAUUUGUUCCAAAGAGAUACUGUACAAUGGACAGGUUGCUAGACUAGCUGAAUGUGAGAGAAUGGUAGUGGCGAUUGAACUCAGUAAUUGGUUAAAUGAUGCAAAUUAUGCCCUGCAAUCUGUUGUUCAAUGUUAUGGUCUCCUUGCUCCGAUUAUCUAUCACAAGAUUGCUUCAGUGCCAGUAGUUCAGAUCCUCAUCAAGUGUCUAACAGUCCUGCAAGAAAUCCCAAGUUCUACCUUACAGAGGAAGCAGACAGGUUGUUAUGAGAGUAUUCAGCAUAUGAUAGCUUGCUCCUCCUUUUAUACAGCACAGGUACUGCGUUCAUGGAAAGAAUAUGAACUAGCAUUAAUUAUUAUCAACUAUGGGAAAAAGUUGUUGGAUUCUUCACAAACAUCCCAUGGACAGUCUAAAUUCAGUAGUAUUGAAGAAAUGCAAAUUGACACAGAAACAGAAGAUGAGAGUCCUUACAGUAAAAAGAAGUCACAAGUAGCUGCAGUUGAAAAAGCAGCUGAGAACCUAGCAGCUCUGGAAUCAAACCUCCUCAAACUGACAAGACCAGGUACUGGACCAGAGAUUACAGGACAAGAAGAUCCUUUUUUUCUCUACCCUAUAAUUUCAUGUUGGACAACAAAGAAUGCCUACAGGGAGGUAAUGAAAUUCAGGAAGAAACCUCGUUUCCUUGAAUUCUUUGUUCAAGUUUUGCACAAAGCACUGAAUGAAGAGAAAUUUCAACGAAUAGUGGAAUGGACAGGCAGUGUGAAAGAUUUCUUAAGAAGGAGGAAUAACCACCUUCUUGGUAUUAAGGGAACUCUGGCAAAGGAAGUAAGUGAGCUCAGUGUAUAUGAAGAUGCAAAGCGGCACACAACAGCAGUAGUGGAGUUCCAAAAAUCCGUAGAGACAUCAGCGUUGAGGAAACCAAGAAAAGAAGUAAUGUCCCCCUUUAGAGGAAGAGAGAGUCUUAGACAAUAUUUCCUGAGACACUCAAGUCUGGGGAAAUCUCCAGAAGCACAAAGGAAACAGCGAGAUGAGAUAGAAAAAGUAGCUUUUCACACUCUGGUGGUACUACUGAAUCCAAUUGUUAGUAAUUACUUAAAACGAAAAAGGUUCCAUCAGGUGUGUCUUGAGGAGAUGCCCUGGAGGUCUCAGAUGAACAUUUAUCUGGCAAUUACUCACUUCAAUUUGUUUAAAAAGAGGCUGGAAGAGCAAUAUAAUAUUGGAGUUCGCAGUUUACAACAUUUGAACAGUUAUGAUGUUCUGGACCCUGAAAUAUUCUCAUUAAAUAAUUCUGGCAUCAUAGUCGUGAGAGGAGGAACAGAUGACAACAUAGGAACCCUGAGUCACUUGCUGAUUAAAAGAAUACAAUCAGGAAGUAGCAGAAAAAUAACUGAUCCUGAUAAAUCUUCAGAGCGCAGCACUAAAUUCAGUGAAGCAGAUACUCCUCGAUCUCAAAUGACAAAUGAUACAGAGUUAUCCAUUACUCUUUCCGCCAGAGAGCAUGAACGGCCUAUGUCUAAUGCCAUUCUGUUAGAGCAUUUCACAAAAACCUUUCUGCAUUUAAGAAGAGCAAUGGUUCUCGCUCAUCGUGGUGGCCACUGGACAUUGCUUCAAAAUACCUGCCGAGAGCUUUGGAACCAUAGUCAAGAAGCGCUGUCAAUUGCCAAGCAUUCACAUUCUCUUCAAGGAUUAUUUCCUAUUACCAGAAAUUUUCUUAUCAGCACAAUCUGGUUGCCAUUCUAUUUGGCAUCAGAUGCAAUCCUUGAUAUGAUAAUUGAACUACAAACUAGUAAUUCCCUUAAGAUUUUUGAUCCCAAAGGAGAUUUCUGUGUUCCAAGUUGUGUAGGAGGAAUUGCGGAUGAGGAUGGGGGUUCUAAUCUUACUUUUUGCUGCCCUCUUGAUGAUAUCAGUGUGGUUGACUUGAGAUGGAUAUGUGGUCUGGUACUAAGAACUAUAGAGCUCAUGUAUCAAAUGAAGAAAUGGGAAGCACUGGUACAUAUAGCUAUGCAUUUUAAUACAGUUACACAUGAAAGAUAUGCAGAACAAGUGACUCCACUUCUGGUAUAUGCACAAAGACAACUUCUGGAGAGAAUACAGCAAUUCAGAGGCCCAGAUAGUCCUCAGCCUCAUUUCAUAAAAUACCAGGGUGAUAAUGCAAAUAAGAUAAAUUGCAGAAACUUCAUUGGAAAACAGUUGCGUAUUGCCAGCACAUUUAAUGAAGUGACAGUUUCUGGACACCAUUUUGUUCCUGAGAUGCCAGAUACUUAUACAGAUGGCAGUCAAGCACAAGCCCUGGUUUGUGUCCCUCUUGAUGUGACAGACACACUGAAAUGUUUCAGAGAAACCCUAAAAAAAUCUAAAUACCACAGCAGAGCACUUAGACACAGCAGAAAAUUGCUUUCACUAUUUCUUGCUCACACACAAGAAACCGUUGGAAGAGUACCCAAUCAGAUCUUUACAAAUGGAAAAGUGGAAUUUAGUGUGGGAGCUGAACUGACAUUUCUACCAAAACCACCUGACCUUUCUCAAGAAAAAUAUAAUUUCCCCAGUAUGGUCGAAAGCAGACCAUUACCUGAGUCACAGCUCUCAGUAGUUGUCUCUUCAUAUGAAAAAACUAUUGAAAUUCUUCAAAUAAAUAACCAGCGAGACCUCAAGGUGCAGGCUCUGCAUGAACUUGGAAAUCUUCACUUUUAUGCAGGAAAGAAGAGAUCUGCUUUUAAAUAUUGGUGUCAAGCCCUUGAUGAAACACUCAAAAUAGCUGAUGUACUUGACAACUGGCAAGAGUUAGAAGGCUUUUCAAAAAAUGUUCCUGACGACUUUACAGAUGGAAGUUCUAAACAUUUUAGUGAGAAAUGUAUUUAUCAGGCUGGAAUUUGGGGGUGCUUGCAUGCAGCAGUUUUAGCAGCUAAGAUAGCUCAGUACAUAUUGACAUCAAGUGUGAGACUAAGAACUAAAUGCUGCAUUUUCUCUGCUAUACUGUUUAAGACACUGUUUAAAGUCUCUAUUCCACAUCCCACAGCUGAUUGUGAUUUUGCACAAUAUGAAAUACACAGGCUUAUUCCUGGCAUUGAUUUGUUCUCUGAUCGCUACAGAGCUGAUGUCUCCACUGUAGUUGCAAGUCUGAGUUUCCUUAUAUUUGAAUUGCAUUGUGCAAAGCAAAAUCUAAUAGUUUUGCCACUGUUUACGUUGUACCAAUACUUUGUUUCUGAAAUUUGUCGGGACCCGGUUAAAUGUAUUGAAGGAAGAAUCCUCAAGAUUAAAGUACUUACAGAUUUAGGAUUUUUUGCGGAGGCUUUCUAUGAACUGUGUCUGCUCAAUCAUGGCGAAAAAAUUCCCUGGAAAGUAUCUGCAGGCUACAGACUUACUGGGAAAAUGAUGUCUUUUCAGAAAUUCAGCUCAAAACCCCUCCUGUCGAACGCAAACUUACAGGUACUGGAAGACAUAUUUAAUUGGAGUCUACCUCCAGCUGUGGUUUCAAUGUGUGAUCAACAAAUCAUGAAUAAAUUAACUUUGGCCAAAAUGCAUUUUAUCAUUUGUCUUUCGGCAACAAUAAAUAGGUAUUCCUGAAAAGUGAUGAAAACAAUUUAUUCUAUGGAUAACACUAGCUUAAAAAAGCCAAGCAGAAUCAUGGAGUCAAGCAUAAAAAUUAAUGCAGAAGUUACAAGACACCAGGAACAAAGCAGCAUUAUUGUGCAACUGGUCAGAUGCAAAGACGAAUUAAAUAUGGCUAUGCUAAAGGGGAUUUUAUUGACAGAAACUGAAGAAAGGCUUAACUCUCUUGUAGCCAACAUACAGAAUGAAUAUGAUGGGAAGAUUUCUCGCUGUUCUGCUGUAGAAUUAGAGACUGUUAUUGAGGCCAAGCUUCAGCUUGCAGUUAUUUCUCAGCAGAGACAUCAAACUGCUUUCAGUGCUGCUUUGGCUUUCUCUGCAAUUCGACUUCUUCAGGAUGCAAACAUUUUCAGGAAGAAUGUUCCACAUAUUCAGCUAAAUAUACAGCGAACAGAGCGUCGAGAUUCUUAUAUAGACAGUAGUCAGCUGCCUUACAAUGUAAUAGCACGAGAACAUAUGAACAUACGUCUGUGGCUGCGAUGUCGCAUGGCAUUAGUGACUGCACUAACAGCACAGAUCCGUGGCAUUGGUGAUAUGAAAGAAAAUGACAUGACUGAUUGCUCAAGUCUAAUAAAUGAAGUAAUAAUAGAAGCAGAGGCCUUCAGUGACAUUGAGACACAGGCUGAAGUGCUGGUGCAAGCGGUUAUACUGGACCUGCAAGAAAGGCGCCCUGUGACUGGCAUUAAGCUUCUUCUGCAGGAUAUAAUCAAUUUACUCCAAGAAAAGCCAUUUAUUUCCCCUAUGGCUUCUUUAACACUAGUGAAAAGUAUGCUUCUGCUGGCAGACAUAUUGACAACACAAACAGAUGAAGACACAGAGCAUCACUCUUCUGCAAUCAAACAAUUAAACUUGUUAAUUCUGGCUCACAAAUUUACUAUUAAACAGAUUUUUACCCUUGGAGCACCAAUCAAACAGUGCAUAGAAGACCCUGCAUUGACAAGUCCAGUGGUUCCUUUGAAAAAUAAUUACUUGCCAGUUAUUAAUUUACUGGCAAAAGUCAAAAUGAGAAUUGCACAUGCAUUAGCGCAAGAAGUAGCUUCCACAUCUAAAAGAGAGAACCCAUUAGAAUGGUUACCUGCUCUCAGUCACUUAGAAACAGCAUUGGACCUUUGUAGGACAUCUGCAACCAGAGAAUUAGAUUUGGAAGCGGAAAUUCUUUUUCAGAAAGGUAAGGUAGAGCGCCAGAUUAUUGAAGCUGGUAACAAUAAGUCACCACGAGCUGCUGAAACCCUAUUGGAUGCCAUAAAAGUGAGCCAGCGAAAUGAUCAAAACUUUGGGCUGAUAAGGAAAUCCUACCUGGAGAUAGCACUGUUAUAUUUCCAUUUGGCUACAUAUAAGGAAGAGACUUCACAAACUGUUAAGAUAGAGGCAUCCAAAACAAAGACUACUCCUAAAGAACACUUGGCUUCUACUGAGAGAAUACCCCAUAUAACUGAAGUGUACAGAACACAGGCCUGGAUUGCAGUCAGAGCAGCUACACAGGUCAGUGAAGCUAUGCUUGCUUCUCAGCUAUUAAUUGGAAAGAAGGGUGUUAAAGGCCACCAGGUGAAAGCCAUAACAGAACAGAACAUCCCAGAAUUUGCUUCUAUGGACCUUCUUGCUUCAUACAAAGAUUUUUUAUCUGAUGGAUAUGAGGUUCGCUAUAAAAACCUUAUGGCCUCUUCUAUCAAAAAUGAAGAAAUCAUACAAAGUGAAAAGGACCAAAUAGAAAGUGAAGGAACAGAAUGUAAUAUCUCCAAGGACAUCCAGAGGAAACAAACUAUAACAUGGGUCCAUUUAAUCCGCUACCAUAAUUACUUAAUAAGACAUAACAUGAGCCCUCUCUUUGCUGUCUCCAAAUCAACACCUGGAUCAUUUUCUAUGGAAGAUGCACUGUUCACUUCUGUUUUUGAUACAGGAGUUGUUCUACGUUUAGCAGAAAUGCAUUUUUUCCUUAAAAAACAUCUGUAUAUUUAUUCAACAUGCUGUCUUGAAGAUUUUCCAAAACAGCUGCAGUUUUUAGAAAAACCAAGUGCUAGUCUGGCUGCUGUUCCUGUCAAGAUGUCUCUAGAAAUUCUUGGAGCCCCACAUAAGAUGUCCACAGUGAGAAUAGCCUCCACUGUUUCUUUUUGCACAGACACAGACAUUCAGCUAGACAACAGGGCAACGAUUGCUCCAAACAAGGAACUUUGCAUUCAGUGGUACAUUCCAUCUCUGGAGAAAUCAACAAAAGAUAUGGAGACUAUGGUUUUGCUGCUUUAUGCUUACAAUACAAAGUAUGUCAAGAUUGUCAGCAUCAAGACUUUCAAUUCAGCCAAUGUGUUUUCUGGUCACUUGUGGAUUCCACUGACUAGAAUUAUUUCCUUACAUGAAAAAUUGUCUAAUGUGAAACAGCAAAUUGAAAUUUUGGUGCAGUCAUCUACAAGUUUUCCUUUACAAGAACAAAGUGAAAGACAGAGACGAAUGCCUUCAACAAAGUCCAAAAUUAAUCUUGCAAAGGUGGAACUGGAUGAAAAAAUAGAAGAAAUGCUUAAACAAUGUUUGUGUGAAAUAAAAGCUUUGCUGUGUGUUGUUCCAGAUCUGUCCUCUCCAUUAACUGAGAUCCCAUUUGAUGUUACUUUGCAGUCAAUACAAAAUUUGGAGAAAAUGUUUGAUCCUGCUAAUGGAUGUGUGAUAGCUGGAGGAAGCCUUUUCAGCUGGGUUAUAUCUCUGCUCCCUUGAAUUUUCAUUCUCUAGUAAUUUAAUCAAAUACUGAAUUUCACAGUUUUAAAGGUCAAAUUGUGUUCCUACUUAAGCCAGUGGGAAUUUUGCCAUUGAUUUUAAUGGGACCGAGAUCUGGCCCCUAUUGAUUUAUGUAGCUUUUAGUUACAUUUUGGAAAAUGUCACCUUUUAUUUUUUAUUAAAUAAGUUAACUUUCCUUCUUCCUUAUGUUUCUUAAUCAAAAAAUGUCUUUUUCAGGAAUUAAUGUUCUUACAGGAACUUUUUGUAGUAAAAAGACUUAAAAUGUGAGUUAUUCAGUCCUAAAUAAGUGAGUUUGUAUUUUGCUGGGGUUUCUCCUUUUCAAAAACCUCAUGUUGAUUAAAAAAUGUGAAUAGGCCAAAAAGACUGUUUGCCCUUGAGAUACUGCAGGCCUCGUAGCCUCCUAAUAUUCAAAUAUAAACUAUAGAUUUUUCCAUAAAACAUGUAUUAUAUGCUAAAUUUUACCCGUACACAUUUAACUACUUUUGCAGUUAGUCACAGGUGCUUCUACUGACGAGCUUCAUUGAGAAACAACUACCUGAAACCACUGCACUGGACUCCUUUCACAAUUUCACUGCUUUUAAAUUACAAUUUCAGACUCCUCUCUCUUUGUUAAAGGAAGAAAAACUCUUACAUACUGCUGACAGUGAAACUGAUUUGUUUGAAAGCGGUAUAUUUAGAUAUCGCCAUAUAAUUCUGAAGAGAGAAUCUGUAAACAGGCAAAUUUAAAAGCUACAAAAGUAUAGUACAAAGGUAUUGUAUCUUUCAUACAAUAUUCUAAAAUGCUUAACAAAAUAACAUUGAAAAUAUGUAUAAAUGCUAAGUAGUAUUAUUGUUUGAAAAUUUGGACAAACAUUAACUAAAGUUAGGGUGACCAGAUGAGAGACAUGAAAUAUCGGGACUAGGGGGGUGCCGGCAGAGCAACAACGCGCCCCCCCAAGACCCAGUGGUGAAGUGGGGGGAGGGGAAACAAGAGUCACCAGAGCAUAGGAAAAAUUCCUGGGGACUGAGCACCUAUUGGCAGCUCCACGCCCUGCCCCUCCACACCAGCUCACCUUCACUCUGCCUCCACCUCUCCUGAGCU
Messenger RNA from Gopherus evgoodei (Goodes thornscrub tortoise), 10607 nucleotides. It is a transcript of the gene CFAP54, whose product is annotated as cilia and flagella associated protein 54. NCBI's taxonomy places the organism in Eukaryota, Metazoa, Chordata, Testudines, Testudinidae. The record is from RefSeq and is a predicted model, not a curated record. Gene Ontology annotation, biological process: cilium assembly.